Molecule: messenger RNA, 696 nt
Organism: Moneuplotes crassus
Lineage: Eukaryota; Ciliophora; Spirotrichea; Euplotida; Euplotidae
Source: the annotation of a GenBank genome assembly
AUUUUCCUUUAAAUAUCUAAAAGCAAAUGUCCCAGAUAUUUUUACCUAAGUAUGCUAUUAUCUUCCUGCUUGCAAUAGUAGGAGUCACCGUAGCAGAAAGAUCAGAUUUCUUCUUCACUCUUAAUCCUAGUCAGAACAUCUGAUUUGAAGAAAUCCUAGUUCAAGAUAUCGGAGUCCAUAUCAAUGUUAUAUGACAAUCUAGAAUGUGUUCAUUGAGGAUUUAUGAUCCUGUUGGCAAGCAGUUAUACUACAAAGAAAGAGACCCAGAAUUCGAUUUCUCGUUCACUACAGCAGUAGAUGGCCCAUACAAGGUGUGCUUGAUCAACUACCAAAAUCAAUAUACAAAAACAGAGAUUAAUAUUAGGUCAGGAGUUGAUGCAAAGAACUAUGAUAACCUUGUUACCCAAAAAAAACUAAAACCAAUCGAGCUUCAGGCACAGAAAUUGGAGGACUUCGCCAAAGAACUUAAAAGAAUAAUGAAACAUUUCCUGAGAGCAGAGAGAAUUCUACAAAGAACACUCAGGGAUCACUCUUCUAGUAUAGCCCCUGCUGGAUUUGUUUGCAUUGGAAUUAUGGUGGUUUCUACUUUGCUUUCGCUAUUUAUUCUGAGAACUUACUUCAACAAGAAAAAGAAGAUCUAAGCAGCUAGUAUGUGAGGCCUGAAGCGAAACAUUUGUAAUCCCUUUAAUUCCUUCA